Molecule: messenger RNA, 1978 nt
Organism: Nelumbo nucifera (sacred lotus)
Lineage: Eukaryota; Viridiplantae; Streptophyta; Magnoliopsida; Proteales; Nelumbonaceae
Product: B-box type zinc finger protein with CCT domain-containing protein
Molecular function (GO): zinc ion binding; protein binding
Source: RefSeq, a predicted model, not a curated record
UUGGGUUCAGGACUAAAAAUAUCAGACCUCUCCUUCUUCUCUCUCUGUUGUGUGUCAGUCCGUCUGUAAGACUGUACUCUGUAGUUGUUAUUGUCCUUUCCCUAUAAUCCUUUCUCUUUUGGAAAAGAUCGAGCGAGAAAACCAGAAAUCACCUUUUUGUUUCUCGUCUCCUUCUUCAAGAGACAAGAGAGAGAAGAGAUUCAGCAAACCAGCUUUCCCUCGUUGAAGUCUAAAAUCUGGAGAGAGUGAGAAACCUUUUCUGUCGUCAGCAUCCCUGUCUGUGCCGUUUCUUUUACAUAGAAAAAUGCAGGCAGUGAGGGCAGUUUGAACGUUCUUAUGCCUUGUUAUAAUUUUCCUCAUUACUUUCUCUGUUCAAGUCUGUCUUUUCUUCUUCUCUCCUCUGUUUUCCAGAGAAAUUGCAGAGAUAUAACGAAAGAAAAUGGCCGAGUUUAUACGGGAUCCGCAAAGUCCUGAAGAAGAGCAGGAGCAGCCAAUUAACGUAAAAGGAAAAGAAGAUGAUGAGCAACGACAACAGCAGCAGAAUAGAGAAACCCAGAAAUGUCUCUGCGAUUUCUGUGGAGAAUUGAGAGCACUGAUCUACUGCAGGGCCGAUACUGCUAAGCUCUGUAUCUCCUGCGACCAUGACGUCCACUCGGGUAACCCACUCUUUGGAAAGCACUCUCGGUCGCAACUUUGCGAUGCUUGCGCUUCAAACCCGGCUUCAAUUUACUGUUCCACGGAGAAUCUCGUCCUCUGUCAGAACUGUGACUGGGACAGUCAUGGUGGUUCUUCAUCCACGCUUCACGACAGGAGACCCCUUGAAGGGUUUUCUGGCUGUCCUUCGGCGAUUGAGUUAUCUUCCAUUCUUGGGUUUGAAGACGUAGGGUACAAGUCUCUGUUACUGAGAGAGGAUGACCCUGAAGGGAAUUCAUUUGUUUCUGUCCACUAUGGAUCGAUGGGUGAUAAGCUCACUGAUGAUUUGGCAUGGGACACUUCUGUUGUAAGUCUCGACAAUCUGAUUGUUUCGACUAAUUUGAGCCAAAAUUUCCAGGCAAUAGGGAUCCCUCCUCCGCCCAAGAACCGAAAAACAGCUUGUGGGAAACACAAGGAAGAGAUGCUCCAUCAGCUCUGCAAACUAGCAAAGUUGGAAAGCUUAAGCAGCAUGAACAUUGAACCUGGGGAGAUCGAAUCACUUCUUGGGUUAGAAACUCCAAUUCUGGAACAAAAUCUACAGAGUGGAUACAUGCAUACAGGAAUUGAACACAACACAGGGAUAACAUUAUUAUCUGGUUACGAUGCAAGUGUACUUCAAUGGCAUGGUGACUGUGGUGAGCCAGCAGAUCAAGUUCCAAUUUCACUCACUUAUUCAGAGAACCAUUUAGAGGAAAGCCUGUUGGUUCUUGGCAAACCUACUGAAGAUUGUGGCACUGUAAGCCAUGCCAACGCUGGCUACAAAGAGCAGUCACAAUGUCCCAUUGUUACAGAGAGCUUACCAAUCUUGGCAAGAACUUUUCAACAUGAGUUAACUAGAAUUGACAGGGGCUCAGUGAUCUCAAGGUACAAAGAGAAGAAGAAAGCAAGAAGAUAUGACAAGCAUAUUCGAUAUGAAUCCCGGAAAGUUCGUGCAGAGAGCAGGACAAGGAUCAAAGGGCGUUUUGCCAAGGUGGAUAACAUAAGUACUGGCACAUAAAAGAGACAACUCACUUGGAGUUUUUUGGAGCAUUUCAAUCUAGUUUUAGUAUUCUCUACUCUUUUCAGAGUGUUCUUUUAUUGUUUUGUUUUGCAGAUUAAUAUCUGAAAGAUAAGCAGUGGCAGCUAAAUUUGCUUACAGAUACACAUCUCACUUUUUUGUUUUUAUUGUUUUUUUUUGUGCCCCAUGAAAAUGUGAAACUGUAUGGAAAUUGAGGUAAUUCAUAUCUCAUAUUUGAGAAAUGACUGCCUAAAAUAAAUCUCUGCUUGGUUAUCAGAGUUUUACCUA